AGACCUGUUGACGGAGAACUACAGCCUCUUUUAUGAAAUCGAGAAACAACAGCGCCCUCUGUAGGAGAGGCUGUUCGUAUUAAGCUCUUCAUCUGAAACGUCGCCAUAUUGACGUCCCAACAGCGCUGAGAGGAGAUACAGAUUCUGCUAUAGACCCCAGUGAUGACUGUACUGAACCCUGUACCUCCUGAUUAGACUGUUUGGAUGCCCCGUUUAACAUACAGCUUUCUUACCAUAGAGACAUCUCAGCUGUUCCUACAACCAAUUCAUACAACACCAUAAUCCUGGAGGGAACCUCCCAGGAGAUUUAUCAGAGCUUGUGUUAGAAUAUGUCUGUUCCUGUUCCAAGCCGCUCUCGGGUUUACCCUGAUGUAAACACACAGAGACCUCGGGAAUACUGGGACUAUGAGUCUCAUGUUGUUGAGUGGGGCAACCAAGAUGAUUAUCAGCUAGUCAGAAAACUAGGAAGAGGCAAAUAUAGUGAAGUGUUUGAAGCCAUAAACAUCACAAACAAUGAGAAAGUUGUUGUGAAAAUACUGAAGCCGGUAAAAAAAAAGAAAAUCAAGAGAGAAAUAAAGAUCCUAGAGAAUUUGAGGGGUGGGCCAAAUAUCAUCUCGCUGUUAGAUAUCGUCAAGGAUCCUGUGUCCCGAACCCCAGCUCUGGUCUUUGAACAUGUCAACAACACAGACUUCAAGCAAUUGUAUCAAACCCUAUCUGACUUUGACAUACGGUUCUACAUGUAUGAAAUCCUAAAGGCUCUGGAUUACUGCCACAGUAUGGGAAUUAUGCACAGAGACGUAAAACCUCACAAUGUAAUGAUUGAUCACGAACACAGAAAGCUCCGCUUAAUUGAUUGGGGUUUAGCAGAAUUCUACCACCCUAACCAGGAAUACAAUGUGAGAGUAGCAUCCAGGUACUUCAAAGGACCUGAACUACUGGUGGACUACCAGAUGUAUGACUACAGCUUGGAUAUGUGGAGUCUGGGUUGCAUGCUGGCCAGCAUGAUCUUCAGAAAGGAGCCCUUCUUUCACGGUCAUGACAACUAUGAUCAGCUUGUGCGAAUUGCAAAAGUACUUGGCACUGAGGACCUGUAUGACUACAUUGACAAGUACAACAUUGAAUUGGAUCCACGCUUCAAUGACAUUCUCGGAAGACACUCGCGUAAAAGGUGGGAGAGGUUUGUGCACAGUGAGAACCAGCACCUGGUCAGCACAGAGGCUUUAGACUUCCUUGACAAACUGCUGCGCUACGACCAUCAAGCUCGCCUCACGGCAAGAGAAGCCAUGGAUCAUCCAUACUUCUAUCCCAUUGUUAAAGACCAGGGAAGGGGGGCCACUCCUGGAGGAAUGGCGGCCAGUUCUACACCAGUCAGUUCCUCAAGUAUGAUGGCCGGCAUCACCUCAAUGUCGUCCUCACAGCCACUGGCUAACAUUGCUGGAUCACCUGUCAUCUCUGCCCCCAACACUCUGGCCACACAAGUCCCUGCAGCUGCUGGGGCUCAGCCCUGAAGCCACUUCCACACCUGUGUUUCUGUGUGCUCAUGGCCUCGCCCUGCCUCACUCUCACCACAGCAUCAGGGCCAUGGCUCUCCUUUUUAUGUUGAAAAAUGACAAAGAAGAUUUAAAAUUGCUUUUCACAUUCAGUUCUGUUUUGACACCUGGACUUGACAGAAAUGUGUUGUUGCAUCUGUCUGGAUUAUUAGUUAAUUUGGGUGUUAUUUGACAAUGCCAUUGUUUAGAAAUUCUAAUAAGAUGAGGAAAUGGAUAAUAAAAUUUAUUUUGUAUGUUCCAAAAAAUUCAGUCUUGCUUGAACCUGUUUGACUGGGAUCCUGCUGUCAUACUUCACUGUGAACCUUUACACGAUUUCACAAAACCAGUCAGGAAUCUGGUGCGCCCCACCCAACACAGCUCCAUGGUUACACACCAUGUAUUGUGCAGGAGUUGUUGCCGUUUAGAAGUUGUUAGAUGCUACCGUACUUUAAUCGGACUUUUGUAGAUAUUCUACAGUCAUUGUCAGGUUGCAUGCGCCCAUUGCUGAGUAUCACGGGGUCAAUAGUUUGCCAAUUUUAUGUUACUUCCACUUCUGUGUGUAUGUAUGUUUAUGUUUGUUUUUUUAUGAAGUCUCUUACACAUGAUUUUGAAAACAUAGACAGUUUUGUAACUUUUUGUUUUCUGUUGGGAAGAGUCGCCACCUAAGGACAACUUCAGAAAUAAAUAAUUUGAACAGGGUUUUGCGGGCACUACGUUUUUGAUUAUACUGUGUCGGCUGCGGUUUUAUUCUACAGUACGUGAUCAUUGUGUUCCACGGGGAAGCUGCAGCAGGGUUAGCUAUGUUAGAUUAGAUUGCAGCGUUUCAUUGAGGUGGGUGUGUAUGCGUAUAGUUCAGAACAAUGGUGGACAAAUUGGUACAUAUUUUUAUACAUGACCAUAAAAAUAAUCUGGUUUACUUAAUCUUUAAGUGAAAGCUCAUCUACAGCAUGAUUACAAAUAAAACUGCCGCACUCG
Molecule: messenger RNA, 2504 nt
Organism: Thalassophryne amazonica
Lineage: Eukaryota; Metazoa; Chordata; Actinopteri; Batrachoidiformes; Batrachoididae
Product: casein kinase II subunit alpha-like
Exons: 15
Coding region: 330-1508 (392 amino acids)
Biological process (GO): protein phosphorylation
Cellular component (GO): nucleus; protein kinase CK2 complex; cytosol
Molecular function (GO): ATP binding; protein serine/threonine kinase activity
Source: RefSeq, a predicted model, not a curated record